CGUUUCCGACGAAAGGAACUUUUGUUUUUGUCAGUUGUCAGUCAGUUUUACUACAAAAAAAUCCUAAAACAUUUAUAUUUAUUAAAUUGAAGAGUAAGCAUACGAAUUGUUCAUAAAAUAGAAACAAUACAAAGAUGUCUGUAGAUAUUAACGUUAUUGGAUCGCAUAAGAUAAGAAGCAUUCCUGGGGGAGAGCAAGUGGAAUUGAAGACUUUCUGGCAAGAUCAGGAUGCUGUGGUGAUCUUUUUCCGGCGCUGGGGUUGUAUGCUGUGCAGGCUAUGGGCUAAAGAGUUGAGCGAGAUUGCACCAGUUUUGAAGAAAAAUAACAUAAAACUGAUUGGAAUUGGUGUAGAAAAUGCUGGCUCCAAGGAAUUUUUGGAGGGAAAGUUUUUUGAUGGUGAGCUCUAUCACGUUGAUGAUAUAUCAACUUAUCACACUUUGGGCUUCAAAAGAUUCAAUGUGGUGUCAAUUAUAACGUCACUAUUCUGGAAACAAUCCAGGGAAGCGAUUGCGAAAGGAAGAGGAAUGGGUCUAGGUGGUGAUUACAAAGGUGAUUGGGUACAAACAGGGGGCGCGUUGUUAGUUGAAAAGGGCGGGAAUGUGAUCCGCCAUUUUGUACAGACGGGACCGGGUGAUCAUUUGAAUAAUAAGGAUAUUUUAAAGCAUUUCAAUCUAGAAGCAGAAUAUAAAGAAGAGACAAUGGCAAAUAAAGUCCGUGAUAACAUCGAAUGUAAUACAGAAGCCAAGUGAUAAGCUAAGUGUGAAGAAUUUCCUUCCGUUUGUGCCGAUUCAUGUUAUUUGGUGCUCUAGAAGAUGUAAGCAGACUAAAGUCUAGUGGGAUAAGGUUCAGAAUCGCUUGCUUUUUGGUGUCAGGGUAUCUGUAAUGUUCGUAAUGU
Messenger RNA from Papilio machaon (common yellow swallowtail), 895 nucleotides. Its product is annotated as prostamide/prostaglandin F synthase. The record is from RefSeq and is a predicted model, not a curated record. Bases 135 to 749 code for a protein of 204 amino acids. Lineage: Eukaryota; Metazoa; Arthropoda; Insecta; Lepidoptera; Papilionidae. The transcript is spliced from 7 exons.